This is a messenger RNA of Diaporthe batatas, 1952 nucleotides long. RefSeq lists its product as uncharacterized. Bases 589 to 1851 code for a protein of 420 amino acids. Lineage: Eukaryota; Fungi; Ascomycota; Sordariomycetes; Diaporthales; Diaporthaceae. The transcript is spliced from 5 exons. The record is from RefSeq and is a predicted model, not a curated record.
CUGGCGUACUGUAUAAUAUCAUUUCUCUCAUUUUACUCUGCUGACGAAAACUGCCUGACUUUCCGCGAUAGCCGCCGCUGCAAUCUCUCGCCAACCUUCGAUUUUUGCUAGACAGGCUCCCGACGCCCGCGGUUCCAUGUCAAAGAAGUGGAAAACUGACAAACUUUGCAGGCCCCAUGGUUCAUGUGCCAAAGCUCAUCGACUAAAAGAACUAGCGCACUACAGACUGUUCCCGAACGCCCGGCACAGAAACUUACUCGCACGCGUCAGAGCUACGAGCUUAAUUUGAUUGCACCGCGCUCUGUGCCACCAUGACCUUCAGCGAGUGUUGCGUCGAUCAUAUUAGCUUCAAACCUUGUGCGAUGGCCGCCACGAUCUGUGGGUGCCAUGCCACCUGGGCUGAGAUCCUACUGUCACGGAAGCUCGUUCUUUUGUUUCAUCACCUGCAGUCAUCAUGUCAAACAGCCACCCCAGAUUUGAACAGGGCGUCUGCUCCUCAACCUUGCCUCGACACCAUCUCUAUUCCUUCUUCGUAUGGCGGAACUGACAUGGGGUAUGUCACGCCGGCAUUGCAUUGAGUAAGGAGCCAUGGCCCUGUCUCGACACCGCGGCUGUUAUGUCGGAAUAUCGGUCACCCUUUUCGCCGCCACAGCCGCGCUUGCGCUCCGGCUGUACGCACGUCAGCUUACUCGAGUACGUCUGGGCUUGGAUGACUACUUCUGCAUCGUAGCCUUUUUCUUCGCAGCAGUCUGCUCCGGCUUGAUGUUCAGCUGGACAAAUUAUGGACUGGGGAAAUUCCUAGCUGAGGUCCCGCGCCCACCAGCCGUUAUCAUCCGUGACAGCACUCUUUACCUGUACAUCCUCGAGUUUACUUACGCCUACUCGCUCGGAUUCUCCAAGUUAUCGAUCCUUGCCUUGUACUGGAGAUUCUUCAGCCUGUUCAAAAUCCGUGUGCCCAUCAUCACACUCUCUGUAGCCACGAUCAUAUGGCUGCUCUGCCGGACCUUCCUGGGUCUCUUCCACUGUUACCCGAUCCAGGCAUUCUGGGAAGGCAAGGCCAAAUAUCCCAAUGCUGUCUGUCCCAUCGACGAUGCCAAAUUCGAGUUUGGGACCGUCGUUGUCCACGCCUUCUUGGAUGUGGCCAUAUUCAGCCUGCCGAUCUUCCAAAUACAGCGGCUCACCUUCAGAACGACCGCCGAGAAACUUGCAGUAUUGGCGAUCUUCGCAUCAGGGGCAUUCGUCUGCAUCGUCUCUAUCGUUAAUCUUACUCAAUUAUAUGCGUUCCUGCAUACAGAACCUUCGAUGGAAGUCCUCUUCAACACCGCUCCUCCAGCGCUAUGGGGCCAGAUCGAGAUCAACAUGGCCAUCGUUGCAAUCAGCCUGCCGCUCAUACGGCCUGUUCUGAACAAAGCCUUCCGGAGGUUAUUUCCCACGAUCCAUUCUGGGCAAGGCGGUCGAGAAUCCGAAAGUCUUCCUGGAUGGGUCCACAUGGAGUGGUUACGAAAGAUAACGUCGAUCUCAUCAUCCGGGGCCAGGACCGGUAGAACAGCGACGUCGGAGACAACCCGGGCGACAGGAGGCACAUCAGAUGACGUCGCGAACGACGAGGUAGGAUUGGCGAGGUACCAAAGUGGUGAGCCGUUUUCGGAAGCUUUGGAGCGGACACACACCUAUGGAACUGAUGGACACGUACGCUGGGAGCCGCACUUGGGGUACAGUCGGCACGACCUGAGAGCUACUUGGCACUUGCCUCCCAGGAGCCCGAUUCCUGGGUACGAGUCGAUCAUGGAGAUUGUGAGCCCCAAAGAGGCAGAUAAUGGCGACAGUAUUAGGCAUCCAAGUCCUGUGUGAGAGGCACAAACAUAGGGUAUCGGGAUGCAUAUUUUGGUAUUCAACUAGAACAGAACUCGAGUAUAAGAAACCUGAGGACUUGGCUAUGCCCAGACUGUAAA